AAUAGAUAAAUACGGAAGCGUAUAUACGACACUCAGAUAUUCCAAAUUGGAGGAGAAUAAACGAACGAGUGCAGUGAAAAAUAUCACGCAAUCACUCUGAGCGCCCAAUUCCAGUUAAACAUGGCCAAUUGGAUUAAAACAUUCGAAAAUUCCUGAUAUCAGACAGUGCAAUUGAGCAAAGACAACGUCCAUAACAUAAUAAAAUGAAAUCUCCACCAUCGCCAUUGCAGUCACCUGGAAAAUGCCACCAAAAAUUGGCGCUAGAACCUCUGUAUCUUCAAGUAGGAGGAGGCACCAAAUUAUUAGGUUAUGGGGAAAGGCUUUCAGUUUUAUGCGAGUAUGGCGCCAAGUAUGGCAAAGUCAGAUGCACAGUGGGAAAAAAAUCGAGCAAAAAGGGUUUUGAAUCAAAUAAUAUUCGUAAUGUAAGUCUCUUGUCAAAAUUAUAUGCUGCUACACAGUCGUCCUCGGUUGACAUCUUUCCUGAAGAAGAAGAAGAGGAUAUUGACGAUGAUUUAUCUCGUUUCAGAGGUUUGGUGUUAGACCUCUAUUACAGGCCCAUCAAUGUUGUCUGCUGGAAGCGUGCCAUUUGCUUGGAAUUCUUGGAGAAGGCAGAUGUUUUACAAUAUUAUGAGCAGACUGUUUCCUCUCCUGGAGGAUCUUUUAAUAUUCCAGCUGUGUUGAAGCUUGCAAGUUUCGCAUAUGUUCCCAAGCAAAGACAUGUUAGGAUGCAACUUAGCCGGAAAAAUAUAUAUCACCGCGAUUUAUUCACUUGUCAGUAUUGUGGUUCGGAGGACGAUUUGACAAUUGAUCAUAUAUUUCCUGUUUCUCGUGGUGGAAAAUGGAGCUGGGAAAAUCUAGUUACUGCUUGUAAUGAAUGCAACUGGCGGAAAAGUGACAAAACUUUGGAGGAGGCAGGCAUGAAACUGACAAGAAUUCCAAAGGCACCUAAAGACUAUCACGUUUCACGAUUACCUGUAACACGAUCAACUUUCAAGAUGUUGAUGAAUCAAGAAAGGCUACCCAAUGAGUGGACUGGUUAUAUAUCUUCACAAAUUUGAUAUUGUAAUAAGUUUUAUGUUUUAUUACUCUGUAUUUUUGGUGUAACAUUGUUUACUGGAGCUGCUUUGUCUGUGUUCUUAUGCACCUUCCACAUCUAAUCUCCAUGAUGUUAUCUGUUCCAUAAUGUCUGUUCAUAUGUAGGCUAACAUUAUCAACUGUAUAAAUGAUUCGAAAUUUCAUUUAUCAGAAUGAUUUUCUAUUUUUGUCA
Messenger RNA from Cryptomeria japonica (Japanese cedar), 1267 nucleotides. RefSeq lists its product as uncharacterized. Gene Ontology annotation, molecular function: endonuclease activity; zinc ion binding; nucleic acid binding. The coding region runs from base 204 to 1058 and encodes 284 amino acids. Lineage: Eukaryota; Viridiplantae; Streptophyta; Pinopsida; Cupressales; Cupressaceae. The record is from RefSeq and is a predicted model, not a curated record. The transcript has 7 exons.